CCGAGAAAAAACGACUUCCGUCCGUUGAGCGAGAAAGGCGGAACCAGCGGCCCUACGGAGGGAACAAAGGACGGCUGACUGAACCAAUAUGUGCAUCGUCUGCUCUCCGUAGCCCAGUCUCCAGCCGCGAUGUCGAAGCGCCCUUCCUACGCUCCUCCCCCUCCCCCUGCCCCAACUACACAAAUGCCUUCCACCCCAGGGUUUGUGGGCUACAACCCUUACAGCCAUCUGGCCUACAACAACCUCCGGCUGGGAGGGAGCUCCGGAGGCUCCAGCAGGAACUCCACGGGCAUCACCGUCCCGAAGCCUCCCAAGCCUCCAGACAAGCCGCUGAUGCCAUACAUGCGGUACAGCCGGAAGGUAAGCAGGAAGGUGUGGGACCAAGUGAAAGCAUCCAACCCGGACCUCAAGCUGUGGGAGAUUGGAAAGAUUAUCGGAGGGAUGUGGAGGGACCUGACCGACGAAGAGAAGCAGGACUACCUGAACGAGUACGAAGCCGAGAAGAUUGAGUACAAUGACUCUUUGAAGGCCUACCACAACUCACCGGCCUACCUGGCCUACGUCAACGCUAAAAACCGUGCCGAGGCGGCGAUGGAGGAGGAGAGCAGGCAGAGGCAAAGCCGUAUGGACAAAGGAGAGCCGUACAUGAGCAUCCAGCCCGCUGAAGACCCUGAUGACUAUGAUGAUGGUUUCUCAGUGAAGCACACAGCAGCCGCUCGCUUCCAGAGGAACCACCGGCUGAUCAGCGACAUCCUCAGUGAGAUUGUGGUGCCUGACGUCCGCUCGGUGGUCACCACGGCCCGCAUGCAGGUCCUCAAGAGGCAGGUCCAGUCUCUUAUGGUGCACCAGAGGAAGCUGGAGGCAGAGCUCCUGCAGAUCGAGGAUCGCCACCAGGACAAGAAAAGACGUUUUCUGGAGACCACCGACUCAUUCAACACCGAGCUGAAGCGGCUGUGCAGUCAGAAGGUUGAGGUGGACAUGGAGAAGCUGGCAGCAGAUAUGGCUGCAGCUGAGGAGGCAGCGAGGCGUCGGGCCGAAGAGAGGGAGCGCGAGGCGGCCGAGCAGGCGGAGAAAGCAGCUCAGCAACAGCAGCAACAACAGGAGGCCGCUGCUAACAAAAGUGCAGAGCAGAGCGGCGCUAACGCUAGCAGCACGGCUAACCCCACCUCAGGGACCAAGGAGGAGGACAAGACCACACCAAUGGAGACAGAUGAGGCGGCGCCUGCAGAGCCUCCCUCCGACUCUCAGUCUGCUCCACCUCCUCCGUCCGAUCCGCCCUCCUCUGCCUCUGAUAAAGCGACGCCUCCUCCUGAGCCCCCCAGGGAGAGCAGCACCCCGGGCAGCAGCGCCCCCAGUGAAGACAGCAGCAGCAGCAACAGCAUGCCGCCUCCACCUUCAGACAGCAGCACCCCUACGGCAGCAGCAGCCCCUCCAGACCCUCCUGUGGGCUCAGAGGCCUCCUCCACUACUACACCUAACGUGGCUGCAGCGCCUCCCCCUGCCUCAGAAGAAGCGGCACCUCCUCCACCACAGCUACUACCCCCCAGCCAGAGCAGCCAGCAGUACGACAUGUAAUAGUUAGAGCCUCAGUGGUAGCUGUAGAAGUGCUCCCUGUGCUGCAGCUCUCCACCUCUGGAUGGCGCCGUAGUGCUGUAGUUGUGCAGCAGGUGCAGAUGAACUUGUGCGGUGGCUCUGUGGUGAAAACAAUUGGGACUGAGAAGCGUCAAAUGGCCGAGGGUCAGUAGGUGGUUAGCAAAUACAGGAGUGAUGUGGGGUUUCAGCAUCCAGCUUCUUGAACGUGUUUUUCCUUUAGCGUUAGUCGGCACGCCUGAGCGACUUACCUGGAAAGAAACACCAAAGAACUAACAUCUGACAGCGCUGCAGGCAUCAUUCAAACCAUUUCUUCUUUCUAGUCCUGUCACUUGAUGGGUUUUUGUAGUAUAAAAUAGAUACUGACACGCAGGACGCUGUAGGAUGGUUUCUGGUCAGCAGGAGCCCCACUGACUCACAUCCAGGUAUCUGACUCCACACCUGACGUCACUGCAUGCUUUACAACAUCCACAUUCUGAUCCUCACAUAGAGCUCCAGCAUUUUCACCACAUUAGAAAUAAUGGACAAGCUAAGAAGUUCAAAAUAAUUCCACAUGUGACGAUCGUCUAAAAAUAAUGAGACUUUCCAAAGCUGAAGUCUGAAAAUAUCUCCUUUAAAGCUGUUAAGUUCAGGGUGAUGACAGAGGAAAGCAGCUAACGCUCACAUCUGCAAUCAAGCCUGACAUUAUCCAUACCCCUGGUAAAAUUUGACUUAAAGUUAAUCUUAUUCAACCAGCAACUUUUUUUUGAUUGGAAAUGACAAUAAGAUGAUGUACAAGAGGCAUCGUUGUGGAAAAAGUAGUUUCUCGGCUUUUAUUGACAUUUAAAAGCAACUUUAAGUUAAAAUUUCAGGGUUGGAACGAGAUGAUAACGUGGUAUUUUUUCACUGUUUUAUCAGAGCGUCAUUAAAUAGUUUCAGCUUUAAGUCAUGAAGAGAUUUUAGAGUUGAUCAUCCACAUAGUUCAGAUGAAAACCUCGGAUAACUCUGUGUGUGCGGCUGAUAUUCUGGAAUGAGAAAACACGUUCCUCAGUCCUGAUCUCCUUAAAUCAGCCUUUCUGUGUUUUUGACCACUGACUCGAAGGUUUUCUGACGUGAAUCGUGUCCAAUAACGACUUCUUCUGGUUCUAAAGGGCCACCUCGCAUGAAAGGACCUCGACCUCCUCCUCUAUUGUGUAAAACCUCAGAGUUUUCUAGUUCAUCAGUUUGUGUGUUUUACGAAACAACUACUGUUGCUUUGUGUUUUUAGAAACCUAGCGGAACCUUUUAGACGGAUAUAAUCCGGUCCAGCCCUGCUAUUAAACCUGUAAUCCUGAAUCAGACGCUGUUUCUAAAGCACCUUCAGUCUGACUGCUCUCCUGCCUGUGGAAAUGAUGGGAAUCCUAGCGGGAGAGGCCACCUUUUAAUUCAUUUUUUAAUCCCCAUUCUGCAUGCUAAUACUAACCACAGUCCUGCUAGAGUUUGAGGAAAUGCGGGACAGAACACACGAGAUUCAUAAGAAAGUUAAAAGAAAUAAACGGCUCGUGUUCAAGGUGCUUUUUAAAAUCUGCAGAUGAUGAAAUGACUUGCAUUGAAUAGAAAAAGUCCACGUUUGUUCCCCUGUAUUCAUCAUGUUUAUGUAGAAAGAACUGACUCCAUCUCAGCUAGAGGUUCUGAUCUGUACGCUUCUUUACCAGUCUGCUGUUGUGUUGUUUUAAAACUACGUUCCUCCUUUAGACUGCAUAUUCCUGCUGACACCACAACCAUUUAACUUCACCAGAGAAAUGCACCGGCUGCCCUCAUCCAGAGGAGCCUCACUUAUGCAUUUAAAGGACUGUUUUCUUACUUGAAUUGGACUGUUUUUAGUAAUAUGCCUGUUUUUUUGCAUCUUUCUUUUGUACUGUCUGAACUUAUCUAUCCAAAUAAAAGUGAUUUCUCAGUC
Acanthochromis polyacanthus (spiny chromis) is the source of this 3508-nucleotide messenger RNA. Its product is annotated as SWI/SNF-related matrix-associated actin-dependent regulator of chromatin subfamily E member 1-like. The coding region runs from base 130 to 1575 and encodes 481 amino acids. NCBI's taxonomy places the organism in Eukaryota, Metazoa, Chordata, Actinopteri, Pomacentridae. Gene Ontology annotation, biological process: negative regulation of DNA-templated transcription. Gene Ontology annotation, molecular function: nucleosomal DNA binding; nuclear receptor binding. The record is from RefSeq and is a predicted model, not a curated record. The transcript is spliced from 11 exons. Gene Ontology annotation, cellular component: SWI/SNF complex.